Molecule: messenger RNA, 657 nt
Organism: Fusarium venenatum
Lineage: Eukaryota; Fungi; Ascomycota; Sordariomycetes; Hypocreales; Nectriaceae
Source: RefSeq, a predicted model, not a curated record
AUGUACACUAACAGCGAGCUCCGCAUUCCCGAGUGUAUAGCAUGCUCCCAGUUGUGUGUUUUGGAAGAGACAAAACGGAUCUAUAUCAGCUGCAGGAGGGUUCAGAGGCAAAUUCGAAUAAGAAAUGAGCCCCCUAGCUUGGGCGAGACACCUUCGACUGUCCUCGACGACCCUUAUGGGCCCGAUGACGAGCUUGCAGCUGGCGACCCUACCCACAUGGCAAUCCAAGAUGGCAUUCCAGGGGACUUCCUUGCCUUGCGUAACAGUGGAGUCGGCCAGCUGGAAUACAGUCGAAACAAGGGCGACUCUAUGGGCUCUCCUUCUCGUAUCGACGCUGAACAAGGAAGUGGUGAAAGUGGCGUUGAAAACUGCGGUGCUGAACAGAAUGAUCAAGGCCGGGACCAGGUUAUAGGCGGCCCAGAUGAAAAUUCCAACCCCAUGGACAUUGAAGAGAACGACGGAAAGGUUCCCCAACUGCAAGCAAAUGUCGCUCUUUGGGUAUCUGGAGUUACCAAUACAUGCGUAGGCAAAAGGCCUAGUGACAUCGAGCAAGCCCUUCGGCAAGUUAACCUUGCCUUCCGUUCUGAAGCCCCUUUGGAUACUCCUGCAGCCGAUGAUGAUAUCGAGCUCUCGGAUGAUACUGAAAAGAACGAGUAG